Ichthyophthirius multifiliis is the source of this 1308-nucleotide messenger RNA. Its product is annotated as mpp10 protein, putative. The record is from RefSeq and is a predicted model, not a curated record. Gene Ontology annotation, cellular component: small-subunit processome; nucleus; Mpp10 complex. Lineage: Eukaryota; Ciliophora; Oligohymenophorea; Hymenostomatida. Gene Ontology annotation, biological process: rRNA processing. The transcript is spliced from 4 exons.
AUGAACGAAGAUUAAAUUUGGGAAUAAUUAUAUAUUCAUCUUUCUUAAAUAGAUAAAAAAUUCGAAAAAUACAUACAACAUAUUCAAAACACAUAAAAUAAUUUAAAAAAUGAUAAAAAACCAAAAAAUAAAAAAAAUAAUAAUGAUUCAUCAUCAGAAGAAGACGAAGAAUAAGAUUUAAAUUUAUAAACUGAAGAAGAAGAACAAGAAGAAUAAGAAAAUACAGUAUUAGAAUAAGAAGAAGAAUAAGAUGAAGAAAAAGAAGAAGAAAAAGAAUAAGAAAACAAAGAAGAAUACAGUGAAUAAUUAGAUUUUAAUGAAAUGGAAGCUUUUUUAGAUAAACAAGAAUAAGAAGACAUUCAAGAAGAUUCUGAAGCCGAAGAAGAGCUAGGUAGUGAAUAUGAAUUCGAUGAUAAAGAUUCAUAAAUGGGUGAAGGCGACGAAGGUUUUAAAUUUAAAGGAAAAGACGAUUACGAAGAAGAUGAAGAGGAAAAUAUGAAUAAAGAAGAAGAAAAACUAAGAGAAAAAGAUUAUGAUUUAGAAGACGAAAUAUUCGAUUUAGAAAGAGAAAAUGAAUUAAAUGAAAAAAAUUAAGAAUAAUAAUAAAAUAUGGAAAAUGUCAAAAAUUAAAAUGAAAUAGAUAGAUUAGAAAAAAAACUACUUGGAUAAAAAGAUUGGAUAAUGAAAGGAGAAGUAACAUCCAAAAGUCGACCUAUAAACAGUUUAGUAGAAUAAGAUUUAGACUUUAGAAAAAACACUAAAGUCCAAUAAGAAGUAAAUGAAGAAUAUAACCAAAGUCUAGAAUAAAUAAUUAAACAAAGAAUUUUAGAUGAGGCUUUUGAUGAUAGAAUUAAAGUAGUUUUCGAAAAAAACUUCAAAGAAAAUUUUAAUAAUUUAUAAGAAAUUUCCUAAGAAAAAAGUAAACUUGGACUUUCUGAAUUAUAUUAAUAAGAAUUUAAAAAUAGUCUCAAUUUACCUUCUAGUGGUAAUAAAGAAGAUAAACUAAAACUUGAAAUUUUCAAUUUAUUUAAAGAAGUUUCUUAUAAAUUAGAUGCUUUAUCUAAUCUUAAUUUUACACCAAAACCUUUAAUAUAAGACAGUAAAAUAAAGUCAAACGUUCCUUCAAUAAAAAAAGAAGAAAAAAUUCCAAUAACAAAAAGUUAGUUUGAUACUUAAAAACCUGAAGAUCUUUUCAAAAAAAAAGAGGCGAAACUAGAAAACAAAGAAGAAAUGACACAUGAAGAAAAAAGGAAAGAAAGAAGACAAAGCAAAUAAAUAUAAAGGUGUCGAGUUUACAAAAUCAAGUGA